AUGAGUAAAUGCAUAGUGAAUUACAAAGGUCUGUUUCGCGCGGCCGUCCCAAGCGGAGCAUCAACUGGUGUGCAUGAAGCUCUUGAGUUGCGUGACACCAACGCAAAGGCUUAUAUGCGCAAAGCUCUACUGAGCAAACAAAUUCCUGUUACUGACCAAGCGGCUAUUGACAAAUUAAUGAUUGACCUGGAUGGUACGGAAAACAAGGAAAAACUUGGGCAAAUGCUAUUCUGGGUGUAUCUUUGGCUGUGUGCAAAGCAGGGGCAGCUGAAGCUGGUCUACCACUUUACAGGUAUAUUGCGAAAUUGGCUGGCAAUACAGAUGUAA
Heterobilharzia americana is the source of this 327-nucleotide messenger RNA. Lineage: Eukaryota; Metazoa; Platyhelminthes; Trematoda; Strigeidida; Schistosomatidae. The record is from the annotation of a GenBank genome assembly.